GUUUUCCAGCAACGUCAGUUUAUCACAAAUAGUUGUAGCCGACGACCGGUGUUUUCUCGGUUUUUUUCGUUUGAAUGAAAUAAGUUGGAUGUCGAAUAGCUGCAAGAUGAAGCAGUGUUCUUUAUUUAUUAUAGCCCUUUUUGUAUUCAUCGGAUGUGUAAAAUGCGAGGAACCCGGAGAGCCUUCGGUGGAAAAAGUUGAUUUAGAUUUGGGCGCAAGCAGAGACGGUUCCAGAACAGACGAUGAAGUCGUUAAAAGGGAAGAAGAAGCCAUUAAACUCGACGGUCUCAACGUUGCUCAGCUCAAAGAAUUACGAGAAAAAUCUGAAAAGUUUCAAUUCCAAACUGAAGUCAAUAGAAUGAUGAAACUUAUCAUCAAUUCUUUAUACAGGAAUAAGGAGAUUUUCUUGAGAGAAUUGAUUUCGAACGCGUCCGAUGCCUUGGACAAAAUCAGGCUGUUGUCCCUAACAGAAAAGAGCGUGCUGGACGCACAACCGGAGAUGAACGUUCGAAUAAAAGCCGAUAAAGAAUCGGGAAUGCUGCACAUUACAGACACUGGUAUCGGAAUGACGAAGAAAGACCUGGUGAACAACUUAGGUACCAUCGCGAAAUCCGGUACGGCCGAGUUCCUGAGUAAAAUGCAGAGCCCCGACAGUUCGCAGGACAUGAACGAUAUGAUCGGUCAAUUCGGUGUGGGAUUUUACUCGGCUUUCUUGGUAGCCGAUAAAGUUAUCGUAACGUCUAAACACAACGACGACAAGCAGUACAUCUGGGAGUCCGAUUCGUCUUCUUACAGCAUCGUAGACGAUCCCCGAGGGGAUUCCUUGAAACGUGGUACCACCGUCAGUUUGCAAUUGAAACCCGAAGCUAAAGAUUUCUUGGAGCACGAUACUAUUCGUACGUUAGUUAAGAAGUACUCGCAAUUCAUCAAUUUCCCGAUAUACUUGUGGACCAGCCACACCGAAACCGUAGAAGAACCGUUGGAUGAUGAAGCAGCCGAAGAAACCCCUGCGACUGCUGAUGAAGAUGAUGCGGCCGUGGAGGAGGAAAAAGAUGAAGAGAAAUCUAAGACCAAGAAAGUGGAAAAGACCGUUUGGGAUUGGGAGCUGUUAAACGACAGCAAACCUAUUUGGAGCAGGAAGCCUUCCGAAGUCGAAGAUAAAGAGUACGAUGAAUUCUACAGAGCUUUAACCAAAGAUACCAAAGAUCCUCUUACAAAGAUCCAUUUUGUCGCCGAAGGUGAGGUUACCUUCAAAUCGUUGCUUUACGUUCCGGAAGUCCAGCCAUCAGAGAGUUUUAACAGAUACGGUACGAAAACGGACAAUAUUAAAUUGUAUGUCAGACGCGUCUUCAUCACAGACGAAUUCAACGAUAUGAUGCCGUCUUACCUCAGCUUUAUUCGAGGAAUCAUCGAUUCCGAUGAUUUACCUUUGAACGUAUCUCGAGAAACGUUGCAACAACACAAAUUAAUCAAGGUUAUCAAGAAGAAACUCGUCCGUAAAGUGCUUGAUAUGCUGAAAAAGCUCUCUGAAGAAGAUUACGAGAAAUUCUGGAAAGAAUUUUCGACCAACAUUAAAUUGGGAACCAUCGAAGAUCCGGCUAAUCGCACGAGAUUGGCCAAACUCUUGAGAUUCCUUACUUCAAACGGUUCCGGCACCACCAGCUUGGCCGAUUACGUGGAGAGAAUGAAACCGAAACAAGAUAAAAUAUUUUACAUCGCCGGAUCUUCAAAGGAAGAAGUCGCCAAAUCGCCUUUUGUCGAAAGACUUUUGCGCAAAGGAUACGAAGUUUUGUACUUGGUGGAAGCUGUAGAUGAAUACGCCAUCUCGGCAAUUCCCGAAUACGAAGGAAAGAAAUUCCAAAACGUCGCCAAGGAAGGUUUCAGCCUUACCGAAGCGGAAGGAGGCAAAGAGCAAUUGGAAGAAUUGAAGAAAUCCUUCGAACCUCUCACCAAAUGGCUAGGCGAUGAUGCUUUGAAAAACGACAUCUCUAAAGCCCAAGUAUCCGAAAGGUUAAGUGAUUCACCAUGCGCAUUGGUAGCUAGUCUGUUCGGUUGGACCGGAAACAUGGAACGUUUAGCGGUGUCGAAUGCCCACCAAAAGGCGGACGAUCCUCAAAGAACCUACUACCUGAACCAGAAGAAGACCCUGGAAAUCAACCCAAGGCAUCCAUUGAUGAAGGAACUGCUUAAGAGGGUCAUCGAUGAUCCCAGCGAUCCCACCGCUAAAGAUAUGGCGAAAAUGAUGUUCAGAACGGCCACUUUGAGGUCCGGUUACAUGUUGAAGGAAACCGCCGAAUUCGCCCAGUCUAUAGAAACUAUGAUGAGGAAGACGCUGGGUGUGCCGCUCGACGAGCAGGUGGAAGAAGAGGAAGAUAUCACGUCGGAGGAGAGUAACGGAGAUGCGGAAGAAAUCGAUGCUGAUGAAUCUAAAGAUGAUGAUGAUCACGAUGAACUAUAAGUGUUUGUGAAUUAGCGUGUGGAUGUACAAGUAAUUUGUAUGUCGUUUAAAGACUGUAAUAUUGAUUUUUUUUGUACUAUUUUUUUGUUUCUCAUUAAAAGCCAUUAUUUAUUUUCUUAAAGUGAUGUAAUUUAGGUUAUUUGGAAAAUAAGAUGAACAUUAA
Phyllotreta striolata is the source of this 2621-nucleotide messenger RNA. The record is from the annotation of a GenBank genome assembly. NCBI's taxonomy places the organism in Eukaryota, Metazoa, Arthropoda, Insecta, Coleoptera, Chrysomelidae.